AGAAGCACUGAGGGAAACGGGCGAGAAACAUGAGUCGAAAUCGCCCAGGUGAGGGUUUCCACCUUGAAGGAAUAAAAAAUCUCUCUUAAUUCUGAGAAGGACGAGACAAGCGAAGGAGAACAUUAAGUUUGAAAAAGAGAGCGAAUCCGAGGCGUCUGACAGCAAGCUCAGGAACUUCACUGGAUUUGGUUUUUAUAGUUUACUCUGAGACGAAUCAAAAUUUCUGGUUCGUUUCCGUUCACUCGUUGUUUUGCUGUUACUUCAAUGUGAUUACCUCAAAUACUGACUUCUUCCUGGAUCGAGUUGUGCUCUGGUAAACAUUAGACCGUAUCGGAGAUGGGAAGUAUAAUGCAGGCCGUGAGCUGCUUAUUCUUUAAUACGAGAAAGCAUUUGGCAUCGAAACCCAGAUACUGGAUCUAAACUUUUGUUUCCCAUUUUCUUGCCGGUUCUACCCCCAUAGGAAAGAGGUGUGUGACUGAUGUACAGUGUCCCUGCUUGUAAUGGUACGUCACUUUGUUCUGCAAACACUGUUGUUGGCCCGCAAGUGUGGAUAUUAAGUUAGAGGAACUUUCUUUGGAACUACACGUCUCUGUGAAAUCAGCACGUUUAAGUUGACUGGUUUGUUUACCUCUGCUUGUGCAACUGCUUGUUGUCACAGAGGCCUCUUGUAUAGUGUAUGUGGAUUACAUCAUUGUCUGACUUCUUAAGCAGGCUCCUUUUCACCCUGGUAGAAGCCAGCCACCUUCUGCUGUAGGUGGGUGAAGGGGAGCAGAGUGACCAACACAAAGCCUCCGUGGAGCUCUGGUUUUACAGGCUCCGUGACAUUGCCAGUGGGUGGCUGUGUGUGUCACUGGAUUAAUCUGAGAGAUAACAUCACUCUACACUGCCCUACUCUGUCUGGUCCCCCAAGAAAGCGCCAGUAAUUGGACCUAUUUUUAGAGGAAGGGAUGGGGUAAAAGCAGGCAACUGGAAACCCAACUCCCCUCCACCUCCUUUUCUUCCACCCCUCCCAACACACACCAAGUUCAGGCCACCUGGCAGUAUGCUAGGCGAGCUUGGUUAGUACAGAAGUGAUUUUACAACUAGUUAAUGUGUUAAAAAGUAUUCUGGAGGAAUAACAAAAGUUGGAUAAACUUAUCCUGCAGAUAAUAUUACGAUUUGUUGGACAAUGGAGUCUUACUAGCCUGGGAAUACUGGCUGUACUGGAUUCUACUGGUAAAAGCUUCACUGGACACACAAACCCUGUCCUGGAUUACAACAAAGAUGUCUGAAGAACUACUGGCAGAAUACUUUGGGUUAAACCUGCCCUGGACUAUGUGAACCUAAGCAAGUAGAGUCUCUGUGAUUACCCUUGGACAUUUAUCUCAAUCAUUUACUGAGAGUAGCCACUUGUUAACAUACUGGAAUAAUAGAAAGGCCUUCUUUUGACUACCCAAAAUAUCACCAGCAAUCUGGAGCAGGACAAACCUCCAGCACACUGAAAGAAUGCAUGAGACUGCAGAAACUAAGGUAACAAAAAGCUAACCUGACUAACCAAAUAUUCUACUACCCCCAUUCCCCAACCCACAGAGGAACAGAGUAUAUAUGUAGAAUGAGAGCUCUAUAUCUAUAGUGUAACUCAGCAGAAGACAGAGUUUACAUCCUUUAUAUUUUUACUUCAGAGAGACAAGCUGCCUGUACACCAGUUGGUUGCCUUAGAAACCACAGUAACAAAAAAAGAAAGAAAGAAACAAGCCAGAGAAGACGGUGCCUUUUGAUUGGUUGGUUGGUUUCCCACCAUUUCAAGAUUUAUUGAUUUAGUUGGGUGUAAACUGUGAACUCUGGGAUUGAAAAGACGCCCGAUGACGUUAACCUGACCCCCACAAGCGUCGACCACCUGUCAGUGUCUUGAUUGACAGUAUUUCCCUUCUGGAUUGAUCAAUUGCCAAGCAUUUCCAUGGUGAUCACAUCAUCAUCUGGGGAGGACAAGACAGUGCCCUCUUGCAGGAUGGUCCAGUCAGAACCCUGGAUUACUUCUGCCCUUCUUCGCAAGAACAAGAGUGUAAGCAGCUCAGGAUGUCCGCCCACCUCCUCCUCCUCCUCCUCCUCCUCCUCCUCCUCCUCCACUGCCCAGGGCUUCUCCCUCGCUGAGCCAGCCAUGACCAGCCAGCACACACAUACACACCCCUCCUUCAGCUCCAUCCACUCCAUGGCCGAGCAGCAGCAGGUGCUGUCUGAUAUGACCAUACUCCAGCGGAGGAUCCCCCCUAGUUUCAGAGACCCUGCCAGCGCCCCACUGAGGAAACUCUCUGUUGACCUCAUCAAAACUUACAAGCACAUCAAUGAGGUGUACUAUACUAAGAAGAAGCGGCGGGCCCAGCAGGUCCCUCCAGAGGACAGCAGCACCAAGAAGGAGAGAAAAGUCUAUAACGAUGGCUAUGAUGAUGACAACUAUGACUAUAUUGUCAAAAAUGGAGAAAAGUGGCUGGACCGCUAUGAGAUAGACUCGUUGAUUGGGAAGGGCUCCUUUGGACAGGUGGUGAAGGCCUACGACCACCAUGAGCAGGAAUGGGUUGCCAUUAAGAUCAUUAAGAACAAAAAGGCUUUUCUAAACCAGGCACAGAUUGAACUACGCCUGCUGGAGCUCAUGAACAAGCAUGACACUGAGAUGAAAUAUUACAUAGUCCACCUGAAGCGUCACUUUAUGUUUAGGAACCAUCUCUGUUUGGUGUUUGAGUUGUUGAGCUACAACCUAUAUGAUCUGCUGAGGAACACCAACUUCAGAGGAGUCUCCCUCAACCUCACCAGGAAAUUCGCACAACAGCUCUGUACAGCAUUAUUAUUCCUGGCAACUCCAGAGCUGUCAAUCAUCCACUGCGACCUGAAACCAGAGAACAUCCUGCUGUGUAACCCUAAGAGAUCUGCUAUAAAGAUAGUUGACUUUGGCUCCUCCUGCCAGCUCGGACAGAGGAUCUAUCAGUACAUCCAAAGCAGGUUUUACCGCUCUCCUGAGGUUCUGUUGGGAAUGCCAUAUGACCUGGCCAUCGACAUGUGGUCUCUAGGAUGUAUCCUGGUGGAGAUGCACACAGGAGAGCCUCUCUUCAGUGGCUCCAAUGAGGUUGACCAGAUGAAUAAGAUUGUGGAGGUUCUGGGGGUCCCACCCAGCCACAUGCUGGAUGCAGCUCCUAAAGCCAGGAAGUAUUUUGACAAGCUGUCAGACGGUCUGUGGACUGUUAAGAAGAACAAGGACAUCAAGAAGGAGUAUAAGCCCCCAGCCACAAGGCGUCUUCAUGAGAUUUUGGGUGUAGAGACCGGGGGCCCAGGGGGACGAAGGGCAGGGGAGCCAGGACAUGCCCCCUGUGACUACCUGAAGUUUAAAGACCUGAUCCUGCGUAUGCUGGACUACGACCCUAAAAGCCGCAUCACACCAUUCUACGCCCUGCAGCACAAUUUCUUCAAGAAGACAACAGAUGAAGGAACGAACACUAGUUCAUCUACAUCCACCUCUCCUGCCAUGGACCACUCCCAUUCAACCUCCACUACUAGCUCUGUUUCUAGCUCUGGUGGCUCCAGUGGUUCUUCCAAUGACAACCGCAACUACCGCUACAGUAACCGCUACUACAACUCUGCUGUUACACAUUCAGACUAUGAGAUGACCAGCCCUCAGGCUCCCUCCCAGCAGCAGAUGAGGAUGUGGCCAGGCAGUGAUGGUGGAGGUGGGGGUCAGGACCCAGCAUACACCCAGUUGCUGCUCCAUAAGCCGGCUGCCUCCCAACAACACCAGCGCCACUUCCUGGACCCACCCCAUCACCCCCACCCGACUUACUCUCACCAUGGGAACGGUGGGCGUGGCCUGCGGCAGGGUGGACAGACAGGCAUCGGUGGAGGGGGGGGCCAACAGGGAUCCUCACCCCAGAUGAGUGACAGCAUGGAUGUGGGCGUGUCCCUAGGGCUGCACCACCUGGGGGCGGUGUCUUCCAUGGAGGCUUCUCAGUUUGGCUCUGCCUCCCUGCCCCUUGCUCUGCCAAUUGGACUGUCUGCCUUCCGGACUCGGACGGCCCCCACCGCCCCAGGGCCACAAGCCCCGCCCCCUGAUGACUACUACCCUGCCUCUAACAACAAUAACCCUGCUGCGGGGGGCAGAGGGAGGCCGGACUCAGACGAGGGGCCAGCCAACUCUUGAUAAAACCUGAACCAUGCCCUAAAGCCAUACAAUUUUAACUACAACUACUACAACUACACACAUACAGCCAGAGUUCAGAGACAAAGAGGUGAACUUUGUGCUGAAGGAGACAGUCUGUACUGCAUGAGAGGGGGAGGAGGAAGGAGGAGGAUGCUGGGAAAACUCUCCUUUUUAUCCUGUUUUAGUUUUUUGUCUUUUGUUGCGACUGUAAUUGGAAAGGAAUGAUUGUGACAAGUUUGUUUUUAUUAAUAUUAUUAUUGUUGUUUAAUAUUAUUUGAUUUUUCUGUGGUUUGAGGAGUUGUGUGUUCUACUUGGUUGUUGUAUGAGCCUGGAGAGGAGGAGGAAGAUGAAGAGGACAUAGAUGCUUUUACAUUUUACUCCAUUUGAAGGCUGUAAGUGGAAGGAGAGCACAUGUUAAUGUUCACGCUGGUUAGUUACGACAGUAUAUCCAUAUUUAUAGCCCCUCCAGAUGAGCACUCUUUCCCCAAACACACACACACACACACACACACACACACACUUACUGCUGCAUCAAGAAGACAGAAGCUGGUUUCAAAGGGAGAAAACAGCAACAUGUGUGUGAUUCAGGACUCAUGGAUUCUCUCUCCUGUCUGUGUUCAACUCUCUUUUUCUUUGAUUUUGUGUCCUCCCUCUGUUGCUCUCCACCUAGUUGUGACGGAGGAGGGAGGGAGGGAGGGAGGAGGGUAGAGAAGGUGACAGGACACUGAUGCCUUCUUGGCGUUCAUAGGGAUCUCCUCCUCCUCCCCCUCUCCCUGCUCUCCUCUUCUUCUCCUCCUUCUCCUGUUGUGUUUCUCCUCCAGACAGCUCCUCCUCUCUGUGCUGCUAAUCACCAUGACAACUGGUCCGGAUUGCUGCUAAAGAUCCAACACAGAUCAAUAAAGAAAUAAAAAGAAAUAGAAACAGAAAUUUAAAAAAAACAAAAAAAACUUUUUAACCCUUCUGCUUAAGAUAAAAGGAUAAAGUAAGAACCACUGCAUCUCAAUGUAUUUAUUACUAUUUAACAAGAAAAAACAAACUGAAAGUAACCCUUUUUCUGCUCUUCUUUGUUUGGUUGCCUUCUUUCUGCAGGUGAGCUCUGAUUGGCUAUUGUAACAGUGACAGUAACUAGUGACAUGGGAAUGUCACUGGUUGUGGGGGCUGGGUGGACGGGAGGGGUUGGGGCAAAAUAAAGUUGGAUAUAUAAUAAGAAUAAAGAGUAUACUUUUGCACACCAAAGUCAAAUAAACAUAA
This is a messenger RNA of Scomber japonicus (chub mackerel), 5413 nucleotides long. RefSeq names its product dual-specificity tyrosine-(Y)-phosphorylation regulated kinase 1B (gene dyrk1b). Gene Ontology annotation, biological process: positive regulation of DNA-templated transcription; protein autophosphorylation; peptidyl-threonine phosphorylation. Lineage: Eukaryota; Metazoa; Chordata; Actinopteri; Scombriformes; Scombridae. The record is from RefSeq and is a predicted model, not a curated record. Gene Ontology annotation, cellular component: nucleus. The transcript is spliced from 14 exons. Gene Ontology annotation, molecular function: protein serine/threonine/tyrosine kinase activity; transcription coactivator activity; protein serine/threonine kinase activity. The coding region runs from base 1937 to 4162 and encodes 741 amino acids.